CACAAGCAAAAGCACGAGCUCAAACGCACGAGCUAGCUAUCAAGCUUUUCACUACUAGGAAAAAUGAUGAAGGGCAUUGUGAUCCCAAUAUUGGUUCUGCUAGCCGUGGCUCACCUAAUGGUGCAGCAAGGAGAGGCCGUCGUCUCUUGUGGCCAGGUGGACUCGACCAAACGGGGUAAUCUUGACCCGGCUUGCUGCACCGGGGCGCAGAACAUCGAGAACCUUGCCCAAACCACAGCUGAUAAGCAGGCCGCUUGUGAAUGCUGUAAGGCAGCGGCAAACCGCUUCCCCAAUGUUGACGAAGUUACGGCUUCUACUCUCCCAGGCAAGUGUGGGAUUGAGAUGAAUAUCCCCAUCUCAAUGAACACCAACUUGCUUAUUAACUUUUCGCUUUUUUCUUGGACCAGCAUCAGCCUAACAUGGAGGUGAUCACAAGGCAGGAAAUAAAGCAAGAGAAAGCUUUGAGGGUUAUAUGAUCAUCCCCAGACAUGAGCAUUCGUUGUAUUAAUAAAAAUAUCUGUAUUAUUUCCUGUCGAAAUAACGAUUAUUUAUGCAUGAUUUGAGAGACCUAGUUAAAUAAAUUCAUUUCUGAGAUAUUUAUAAAGACG
Molecule: messenger RNA, 608 nt
Organism: Pyrus x bretschneideri (Chinese white pear)
Lineage: Eukaryota; Viridiplantae; Streptophyta; Magnoliopsida; Rosales; Rosaceae
Product: non-specific lipid-transfer protein A-like
Exons: 1
Coding region: 64-429 (121 amino acids)
Biological process (GO): lipid transport
Cellular component (GO): membrane
Molecular function (GO): lipid binding
Source: RefSeq, a predicted model, not a curated record